This is a messenger RNA of Zeugodacus cucurbitae (melon fly), 10624 nucleotides long. RefSeq names its product cell adhesion molecule Dscam2-like. Gene Ontology annotation, molecular function: protein binding. Gene Ontology annotation, biological process: cell-cell adhesion. The record is from RefSeq and is a predicted model, not a curated record. The transcript is spliced from 25 exons. Lineage: Eukaryota; Metazoa; Arthropoda; Insecta; Diptera; Tephritidae.
GCGCUGUCAACACAACUGGUACUUUCAUCGGAAGGAAAUAUAAAGGAUACAUUUAAAAACAACAACACCUACUAUAUUGGGCUGUGUAAUUCUUCAAAUGAUCAUAAUACUCGAAGCAGAUCAUAAAACCACGAAAUUCAACAUAGAAAUCGCAGGUGAAUAAACCAUUUAACUAGGAUUACUUAAAUAAAACAUUAGAUUAUCAGUAUUAAGCUAAGAGUAAUGUGAGGUACAUGAUUUGAAAGUGCGGAAUAAAGGCGAUACUUCAAAAAAGAAAAUGUUCCGUCGGCGAGUCAAUUUCAGUGCGAAAAUGUGCAAUUAAAUAAUGUAUAAGCAUAUGUGUUGCAACAAAUAAACGAGUGUGAAGCUAUUAUAUAAUAGUGAAUACUAAUAUACACAUGAUAUGCCACAGUAAGAGCAUAUCAAAGGAGCCGGAGUGAGAUAAAACAAUAUUACUCCGUCAUAUACAUAUAUAUACAUCAUAUAUGUACUCCGUUCUAUAUACUACAUGAGCAGUCAAUGAAUUUAUAAAUAAUCUUUCCGUGAGCUUGUAACUAAUAAAUUGAGUCUUCCGUGGAGCCACCAUAAGCUGUUCACUUGUUAUUGAAGCAUACGUCGCUUUACAAAUUUAUGCAUGCCUUCCGAAGAGAUGGAUGAUAAGCGAGCGAUUGGAAAAAUGAGUAAAAGGCGGAAAACUGCAUUUAAUUACUCAGCGACCAAUCGACGGUAUGAAGCGGCUCGCAGUCUGCAAGUCGCCGGUGCAACGACAACGAAGGAUGCUAUCCUGUUAUUCUUGAUGGCCGUGCUUGUCGUCAUCGCUACAACGAGCACAGAUGCAUCUAACUACUUUGACACUCAAGGGCCUAAUUUCUCGCAUGAACCACCAUCGCGCAUCGAAUUCACCAACAAUGCUGGCAGCAUUGCCGAUUGCAUAGCACACGGUAACCCGCCGCCGAAUGUCGAAUGGCUGGAUAAGGACAAUAAUCCCAUUACCUCGAUAUCAAAGGUGCGCCAUAUACUUGCCAAUGGCUCACUUUAUUUCCCUCCCUUCGAGGCGGAAGAGUUCCGACAAGAUGUCCAUUGGUCGGUAUAUCAUUGUGUGGCCAGUAAUCCUGUGGGUACAAUUGUUUCUCGUGAUGUUGUUGUGAAAGCAGUUGUAAAUCAACGCUAUGAGCCGGAAGUGCAAAAUCCGGGAGGUUUCAUCGGUAGCAACGUAUUAAUUAAAUGUAAUAUACCUUCGUUUGUUAAGGAAUAUGUAACGGUUACAUCAUGGCUACAGGAACCGAAUUUCAAUAUCUAUCCAUCGCUGGAGGGAGAUGGCAAAAAUCAUAUGCUGCCAACCGGCGAACUUCUGGUGUACAACAUUACACGCACCGAUGCGCACAAAGUUUAUCGCUGCCGGACCCAUCACAAGUUGACGCAGGACUCCGUUGUGAGCAGCAAUAUGGGAAAAAUUCAAUUGACUGAAAUGCGUGAACUCGUGCCGCCUAUUAUGAAUGAGAAGGCCACAAGCGUGGUGACACGUUUGGGCGAUCCCGUUGUAGUGCCAUGUGUGGCCUAUGCCAACCCGAAGCCGGUCUAUCGCUGGCACACGAAACGGCCAAACAACGAGGAGUCCAUACAGCAUUUGUUGGCGACAGGUCGUGCAAAAAUCAAGGAGGGCACACUAAUUAUAACCGCUGUCGAUCGGGCUGAUAGUGGUGCCUUCUUCUGCACUGCCACAAAUUCGGAGGGCAGCGAAACUUUGGAAGUACAAAUUGCCGUUACAUCACCGCUCACUGCCAGCAUACAACCCACCGUACAAACCGUGAACCUCGGCAAAACUGCCAACUUGAUUUGCAGCAUUUCGGGCUUCCCAAAACAAAGUGUUCUCUGGCUAAAGGAUGGUCAGCCAUUACGUUCUGGCGCUCGUGUCCGUCUACUCUCCACAGAGCACAUACGCAUUACGUCCAUUACGAAGGAGGACAAGGGAAUGUAUCAGUGUAUUGUGAAAAAUGAUUUGGAGUCAGCACAGGCCACCGCAGAAUUACGACUUGGGGAGGUGGCACCACAACUAAUUUACAAAUUCAUCGAACAGACCAUACAACCUGGACCAUCAGUUUCGCUAAAGUGCAGCGCCAGUGGCAAUCCAACACCAAAAAUUGUCUGGCACUUGGAUGGAUUCCCGCUGCCAAAUAACGACCGUCUCAUGAUUGGCCAAUAUGUCACAAUGUUUGGUGAUGUUAUAAGCCAUGUCAACAUAUCCGCGGUGAAGUCGGAGGAUGGCGGCGAAUAUGAGUGCAAAGCAAUAUCGCGAGCAGGUGAAGCAUCGCAUUCGGCACGCUUGAACAUCUACGGUAUGCCAUAUGUGCGCAUGAUGCCAAAACUAUCUGCUGUGGCGGGGAAGACCUUUUUUCUCAAAUGUCCUGUGGCAGGAUACCCAAUCGACAGCAUCAUCAUAGAGAAAGAUGGCGUGAGAUUACCCACAAAUAUAUGACAGCGUGUGCAGAACGGCACCCUACUCAUCGAGAAUGUGCAACGUACCGCCGAUCAGGGGACGUACACUUGCAUCGCUCGCAACAAGCACAACUACACCGCGCAACGAACGGUGGAGGUGAAAGUUUUGGUUCCACCCAAGAUUACACCAUUCUCAUUCGCACGCGAUCUGAAUGUCGGCGACCGCACGAGCAUACAAUGUGUCAUUGGCACCGGUGACCUACCGCUCACAUUCACCUGGCUUAAGGACGGACAGCCGCUGCAGCAAAUGGCCACAUCCAUCACAACCUCAGCAGCGGCCGCCUCUGGGCAUAAUCGCCUACUUAUGGGCGGCGUUGGUGUUGGUGUCGGCGUGAAUUAUGUACUGCGCGAUGGUAGUGCUGGUGGUGGUGGCAGCGUUGGCGGCGGCGGCGGUGUUAGCGGUGGGCAUCAUAGCGGUACCGGUGGCGUUGCUGCAUCAGGUCCAUCAGGUCAUACAAACUACGACGAUUCAGCAGCCUCAGCGGAUGCUGCUGCGACAGCAUCAAUGUCAACGAAUGCGGAUGGUAGUAGCGGUGGUGUAGAUGGUGGCGCUGGCCAAGUGACAAUUCGCCAAAAUGAUGAUUUCACCAGCGCCCUCAGCAUCACAAGUGUGACGCGAGCACAGAGCGGCACCUAUACGUGUCGCGUACAAAACGAUGCCGCCACUGUAUCGCACUCUGCACAGCUAAGAGUCAAUGUCCCACCACGUUGGAUAUUAAAACCUACCGACCAAGAUGCCAUACUCGGUAACCCUGUGGCAAUAACCUGCAAAGCUGACGGAUUUCCCAUACCGACAGUUCAAUGGAAGCAGUCGAUUGGUGAUUCAGGCGAAUAUCGUGAGCUCAGUUAUGGCAUUGGCAAUGGGAACUCACAAUCUGUAAUCGAAACAUACAAUAACGGGUCGCUGAUUAUACCCAAAGUUGGGCGAGAACAUGAGGGCAGCUAUUUGUGUCAAGCGAGUAACGGCAUCGGUGCAGGUUUGAGUACACUGAUCAAACUAACUGUGCACGUCGGUCCUUCUGUAACGGUUUCGAAGAAACAAGUUUCCGUCCGUCGUGGUGAUCGUGUUACACUGCGCUGUGAAGCUGAUGGCGAUCAACCGCUGAAUAUAACGUGGCGCGCCAAGGCCAACCACAUUGAUCCAUCCUACGAUAUACGUUAUCAUAUAAAAGAUUCACCGCUAAGUCGUGGUACCGUAUCGGAAAUGACAAUACUACAGACCAUACUUAAUGACCGUGGUGAAUAUACUUGCAUCGCCACCAACAAUUAUGGUCACGAUCGCGCUGUAAUUCAUCUGCAAGUGCAAGAGCCACCAAAUUUUCCCGUUAAUUUGCAUGUUACCGAUUUGGGUAGCCGCUCAGUUACGCUGGCUUGGUCACCAAAUGACCAAGACUCAAUUUUUAUGAAUAACGGUGGUAAUAAUCGAGACUCGCAACCAAUAUCGAAUUACAUUUUGCAGUAUAAGAAAGCAGGCGAUGUCUGGCAUGAGCACAACAAUCAAAAAUUGUUACCCGGCGAUAAAACCACGGCGCAAAUUGGUUCCCUUCGUCCAGCGCAGGCGUACCACUUCCGCCUUUACGCCGAAAAUCAUCUGGGUACUAGCGCUCCAAGCGAUAUUCUGCUAGUGCAAACCGAUGCUGAGGUGCCAAGUGGUCGCCCGCAAGAUGUUUCCGCCGAGCCACUAGGUCCUCAGCAGUUACUCAUCACUUGGCGUCCGCCAGAACGAGAUACAUGGAAUGGCGAACUCCUGGGUUACAGUAUCGCAUAUCAAAAGCAUGGCGCGCCAGAUAGCGUACAAAAUUUCACUAAAGUCAGCAGCUUAGGUGGGGAGGGACUAAAUGAUUUUCGGCUCACUGGGCUGGAGAAAUACACACAGUAUGCCAUAUCUGUGUCGGCAUUCAAUGUGAAAGGCGAUGGUCCACCUAGUGAAGUGACUAUGGGUCACACCUUGGAGGAUGUACCAUCUGCGCCACCACAGGGCGUCACUUGUAUUGCACUGACUGCGCAAAAUAUACAGAUCUCCUGGCAGGCGCCACCAAAAGAGUCCAAUCACGGUAUCAUACAAGGGUAUAAGCUCCUCUACGAACCCGGUAAUAUUGAAUCAGAGUAUGGCACACGCGAAACAAAGAUCACCUCAGCAUUGAGUACGGUGCUACAUGGUCUACAACCUUUCACGAAUUACAGCGUACAGGUUUUGGCAUUUACACGUGCUGGAGAAGGUGUGCUCAGUCCGACUGUGUCGUGUACUACUGAAGAAGCGGUGCCAGAUGCGCCUGAACGCGUCAAGUCUGUCGUAAGUAGCGAGUCUUCAGUGAUUAUUAGCUGGCUACCACCGCGCCGUCCCAAUGGUAUUGUUACCAAAUACAAUGUCUACAUACGUAUACUAGACAAGGGGCAAGAGUUGAAAAUUCUCAAAGAAGUGUUGCCCGCAAACAAUCGUCACUUUGAAGCUAAAGAUUUAAUGGUGCGCGAAACUUAUGAAGCGUGGGUAACUGCUUCAACACGUGUGGGGCAGGGACCCAGCACGCCGGUUAUCAAAUUAAUACCUAGUCCCUCUGUGCCCGCAGCCAUCAUAUCAUUCAGUCAGACCUUGAGCGUCAGUUGGCGAGUCGAUCUCAAAUUAGCCUGUGUAUUCGUUGGCAAUCCGAAACCGAACUCCGAAUGGAAGGUGUUAAAUGCGCGUUCCAAGAAACAUUUCCGCUUGGAGGUGAGCAAUGAUAACACGCUGACAUUGCGCAAUAUACAGCGUACUCAUGAGGGCAAUUAUUCGUGUGUGGUACGAAAUUCGAUUGGCUCCGAUCACAUUGUCUAUCAGGUAUACGUGCAAGUACCACCAUCAGCCCCCGUGCUUUCCGUAAUCGGUAGUACCAGUAACUCAGUGUCGCUGCAGUGGCGAGUAGACGAUAUAGGCGGUGCACCACUACGUGGUUUCACAAUGACCUUUCGCAAGGAAUUUGGUGACUGGGAAGAAACCCAACUUGACCGUCGUGUUAAUUCUCAUUUAAUAGAGAAUUUGGAUUGUGGCACGAGAUAUCAGUUCAAUAUGGUGACAUUCAAUAAAAUUGGAACGAGUGAAACGAGUGCUAUCGAAACAGCCAAAACGAAAGGCAAUAAACCGAUUCCGCCACAUAAGCAAAGCUUGAUACGUUCCAAUAUCACAUCCGCAUUGCUGGAGUUAUCCUCAUGGCAAGAUGGCGGAUGUCCUAUACAAUACUUCAGCAUUGAGUUCAGACGUUAUGGUAUUUCAAGUGACUGGAUCAUCGUCUCUAGUCGUAUAGAGACACACACACGCUAUACAAUUGGCGAUCUGGAGCCUGGAACUGCAUAUAAUCUACGCGUGGCGGCGCACAAUAAUGCUGGAUCCACCAUAAAGGAGUACUACUUUGAGACGUUGCAUUUCAAUGGACUUUCGGCCGAGUUGGAUCACGGCGACUUACCCGAGGUGCGAACACUCUUCCGCGAUGUUCAUCUGAUAGCAGUAAUUAUCACAUCGGUGUUUGGCACGAUCUUGGCUAUAAUCGGCGCUUGCAUAUGCUUCAAGAACUAUCCACGCCAACUAUUUGCACGGAAUGUCGACUCGAUGCGGCCACAUGGCGCUGAUGGCAAGGAUAUCCAGCAUCGUGAACAAUACUACGGUACGGUACGCAAAUCAUGCCAGCAAUCACCACGUGAAUCGGUUGCUGGGCUUGAACGCAUACCUGAAUACUCUGAAGAUAUCUAUCCUUACGCUACAUUCCAUUUACCAGAACAUGAAAAUCAAUCAGCUAACAUACCGCUCAGCCGCAAGGGAGGACUGCCGGCUAUGUACGAUCCGCGUGGCGGUGGUGUUGCGGACGACAAUACACUCUCCAGCACGGGUGCCAAGGUGAAACGUUCGGUUUCUGCGGGCAUUGGCAGCAGCGCUUCUAAUGCGAAUUUAGGCGGAGGACCGGUCACAGCAUCGGGCGAGUGUAGUCAUACCAAUACUGAAAAACGGCAUAAACGACGCUCAAAAGCAAUUAAAUCGGAGUCAGAGGAGUACGAUAGCUUGAAUAGUGAUAGCGAUUUGAGUGGUGAACGUAUGCGUGAACGGGAGCGUGAAGAAAGUCGCAGCGGACGCGAAUCCUCAUCUCAUCUAGACGAUAGUGGUUACAACCCGCACGGUCAUAGUCCUUGCAGUGGUGGCAAUACCGGAGGCAAUAAAGAGCGGCUUUCAGUAUUCAGUAGGCCUCAACUUCAUAGUAACAGCAUGGACCCCGUGCCCUUCGACUACCGGCUCUUUGACCCGCCACCAAAACAACCGAAACCAACCAUUGCCUGUGGGGCACAGUCACAAUCGCAUCACCAUCACCAGCGACAAACAUCAUCCACAUCAACAUCCACAUCAGCUUCCACAUCCACAUCUGCCCAAAAUUCAACCAACCAUACAAAUAUGCCCGGCAGUCUAUCCGGUGGCAAAAUACGAUCAAAAGCUACCGAUACUAAUUCCAACAGCGGCAGUAACCUCCUCCUCUCCGGCGAGUUCCAAUGCACAACUAACAGCAUCCCCGCCCCGCAUAUUGUCCAGUCGGGUUCAUAUGUCGAAAUUCUGAAGCAUGCCGCACCACAACCCCCCAACAUAACAAACAACCAACAAACACCCAUGCAAGCGCCAAACACAAAACGUCCAAGCGGCGCUGGCAUUGGCGUUGGCGGUGGCUCAAAUAACGGAAGUAGUAAUAAUGCUGUCAGCGGUGCCGCCUUGGCUUGUCACAACAAGAGCUACGGUGAUUUUCUAACAAUUACACCACGCCGCAAAGGUAAGCUGCUUUCAUCCGGCUAUGGUGAAAAACACGGCGGUGCUGGUGGCGGUGCACUUGAUGGCAGCAAUCAGGACAAUUAUCGCCAUCAUUUGCCCACCAGUAUUGAACCACUUCAUUUACUCGGCAUACCCAACGACAAUAUGUCGACAUUCUUUGACUAUCGCGCCAUGGAGACGCUCAGCAAUGCCGAUACGCUCGCAAUCGGCAGCAGUCUUUCGGGUCAUGCACACAACAACAAAGCCAACAAAUCGUACGACACGAACAUCACUUGCUUGAAUGCAAACAAUUAUGUCGAAACCACACAAAGCAACAGCAGCUCAGGCAUACCUGAUGAAUUUCAUAAUAUAAUAAGCGAGAAGAAUUUGAGUCCACCCUCGGCUUUCAGUGAUAACAACAGCUGUCUGCCAAAGGGCAAAGUUUAAAGUCCAAGUCUCGUGGCAGCACUUCAACGAAGAUCAUAUCAAAAUAGUGGGUUUUACGGUAUAAUUAACCUAAAAGAACUGAAGAAUUCUGCAUAUCAAGUACGCGAAUCUCUGUAAUGGUUAUACUAGAAUUACGGACAUAACUAUACAUAUAUUCAUGAGUAUUCAUGAGAAAAGUAUAGUAGAACAUUGAUGUCGGUUUAGGAUGUCGGAACAUCGAAACGAAAACACAACUGAAGACUUUACGGAAGCAUUUAAACACAAGCGACAAAUAAAAAGUUAAAAUAUUUUAAUUGAGCGACUGGAUGACUCUUAAGUUCAACGAUAUUCUCUGGAAGAAAAUCUUUUAAGAAGUAUCGCAUUUGUAUACUGCAAAAGCUACAAGUUAGGCUCUCUACGUCUCCAAAAAUCAUAUACAUAAAUAUGUGUUAUGAUUGUAUGUACUAGCCUAUAUGCUAAUUUAUGUAAAUUUAUUAAAUUGUAGUACGAGUGACGCAUAGUUAAAUGAAUUAGAAUUAGAAAAUUUCAGUUUGUUCAUUACAUAGAACUCGAAAUGUUUAGCGGAUAGGUAAAUCAGUAAUAGUUCGGACAAUUUACGUGGAUAUACGAAAGUACCAAACAUUUUCAGUUGUUAUUAUCGACUAUUAUUCAUUAUAUAUAUAAUUUAACCCUACAAUUUAAGUCUAUGUAUAACUCAGAACCAUUUCCAUAUGGCUCUGUCCAUUAUUUUCCUUUUUUGAAAACCAAUUCUUUGUUCGAGGCAGUUUUUACGUGAGAUUUGCAUAAUCCUUAACUCUGUAUUCGAGGCGCUUACAGUUCGUAGGACAGUGAACAUAUUUUGAAUUCACAGCAGUUCUGGCUUUUGUACUACUAUUUUUUAGAGUUCGCUACAAACUAACAUAUUUUCAACAUAGUCCCCGAAUCCAUUGAGCCGAACCGAUAUUAUUUGACUACAAAAAAAAAAUGAUAAAAAGUUAAAAUAUGGACUAAAAUUUGAACCAGAAUUAGAAGACAUCGUGACUUUAGUCGGUCAUUGCUUUGUUUUCUUGGGAUCUUAUUGUCAUGGGAUAUUACAGCCCAUGAACGAGAAUUCUUUUCGAAACAAAAGCAACUCAUUCAUUUCAAUGAAAGGUUUAAUUGUAGAAUCAUUGGUAAAUGAAGCUGGACUUCAAUAUUAAUGAACUCCUUUCAUUAUUCUUAUUUCUUUAAAUGUUAACUUUGAUGAUUAAAUGAUUGCUUGUGCUCUAUUUCAUGGUUAAGACAUUGGGAUCAUGAAGAACAUAAAAAAAUAUUCACUUCGGCUAAGAGUCUGAACGCAGCGACACCGGUUUAUACAACCUUAUAGAUAUGUAGAGAUAUGUAUUAAGCAAAUGUACUUCCAUUUUCAGUCGAUAAUCUUUAUUCAGAAAUCUUAACCUUAUUAAGAUGAUCGAAAUAUUGCUUUUGGUAGAUUUUAGAUAAAUAAUUUGAACUACAUAUCGAGAGUAUAUUAUAUGAGUCCUUCUUCUGUCAAUCCUGAAUUUUAUUUCAAACAAUCUUCUCCGAAUUAAGCAGUCCAUCAUAUUAAUGAUCUUUGAUCUCAACUUCAAUUCCUCAAUCAUAUUCUCUGUGAUCUUUGUUUCCGCUUUCUGGGUAACAUUUUUAUGUGUUGAAAAUAGUUUCAGUCAAAUUGGGGUCAGAUUGUCGACAUAUACGUACAUUCCAAACCCUGUUGGGAUCCAUUAUUGUUUCUGUUCUUACAACUCUAUUCUGCUCUCCAACAAAGCAGCAUAGAUGUGUUUGGAAGGUCUAAUCAUACAUAGUUUUAGAUAUUGCUGAUUACAGAGUUUCUAAAAUCGACCGCUAUAUUGGGAAAGGCAUUAAAUAGACAAGUUGGGUUUGAAUUAAUUUGAUAAUUAUUGUUACUAACUAUUUUAUUCUAGCAUGACCUUUGAAUGACAAGACUCUUCCAAAUUGUAUAAUAAAUGGUUGAUUGGAAAUAAUUGAAGGAGGAUGUACUGGUUCUUUAGGUUUUUAGUUAAUUUAUGGAAUUGACUUCAAGUUCGGCAAAUUGUGGUGAGGAAAGUUAAAGAAUAUCAUAAUCGGGUAGAAUUAAGACAAAAGAUACUGCAUUAGAUUAUUUGAAUAAUACAUAUACAUAUUUAUAAGCAUAAGAAACACACUGUUAAUUAGUUAAAUCUACAAAUGAAGAAUUUAAUUAUCAUAAAUAUAAACGAACGAAUAUUUUUUUUUUAAUAUUGUGUAUAUACCAACACAGAGCAAAGUGUUUAAAAGCAUUUAAUUAUUUGCAUUUAAAAAUCAAAUAUCAAAAACUAAAACAAAAUAUCAAUAUUAUUAACUGAACAUAUUGACAAGUUACAUAGCUAUCUUAUAGACUGUAUGUGUGUACAUAUUAUGAAAGAAAACGUUAUAACCGUUCAUUGUGGUAAAUAAGGUAAAGAAGUCAAUGCAUUAUUAAUAAAUAUAGUUAACCAUUAUACCAGCAGUCCCUGCAUGUAUGCCAACAAAUAAUAAAAUUAGACAGUUUGGUAGCAGCCAAAACCGACAAUUUGCGAUUAACCCUCGAAAUCAAUUUUAAAGCGUCAAUUUUUUUACGAAAAUUUACAAACUUUUGAACUAGAUCUGUAUGUAAGUGUAUUUAAGCAGAAAUUAAAAACAAAAUUUAAAAGUGACAAAUUUUUGAAAAAGCUAAAAAAUAAAGCAAAUUAAUACAACGCGCAUUAACUGUUGUAAGUUUGAAAAAAUAAUCAAUAAAUUUUAACAAUUAAUCGAAGUUUAUAUCUUAUAAAUAACGACAAUGAGCAAACAACAAACACAAAAAAUGAAAUAAAUUUAAUAAGAGAAAUCCGCAAAUUACAAAAAAUACUUAAAUAAAAAAAUUAACUGAAAUUGUGCGUCAUUUAUAAUAUAUUUCAAAAAUAUUUA